Messenger RNA from Rhincodon typus (whale shark), 2665 nucleotides. RefSeq names its product tenascin-like. Gene Ontology annotation, molecular function: protein binding. The record is from RefSeq and is a predicted model, not a curated record. Lineage: Eukaryota; Metazoa; Chordata; Chondrichthyes; Orectolobiformes; Rhincodontidae. The transcript has 14 exons. The coding region runs from base 593 to 2665 and encodes 690 amino acids.
CACAGUGACCACAGAGGCUGUAAAACUGGGCAAUGUGUCCAGCUCUAACAUCACGGCUAACUCUGUCCGACUCUCCUGGACCGUGGACAAGGCCCGCUUUGACUCCUUUUUAAUCCAGUACAGAGUCCAGGGCUCUGAGGAGACCCAGAACAUCACAGUCACGGGCGGACAACGAUACCACCUCAUCGUAGGCCUCAAGCCUACUACCAGAUACACCGUCAAUCUCUACGGGAUUUCUGAUGGCAUAAGAACAGAGCCCUUAUCCACUACUGUGACCACCACAGUGGAGGUACAGCCACAGCGAGGCGAAGUGAGGGACCUCACGGUAUCGAACAUCACGGCCCAAUCCUUCCGGCUGUCAUGGGUUACCGAGAGGGAAUAUGAAUCCUUCUUCAUCGAGUACAGAGCUGGGGAGGAACGCAAAGUGCGCAAGUUCACAGUUCCCGGUGACCAUCGAUCGACUGUCAUCGCAGGCCUCAGGCCUACCACCAAGUACACCCUCUAUCUCUCCGGGGUUUCGGCUGGUCAGCGCACUUCACCGCUCACCGUGACCGCCACCACCACAGCCUCUGGGAGAAAGCCGAGUGACAAGAUGAAGCCAGGUCAGUUAUCGGCUGUGAAUGUCACAUCAGACUCUGUACAGCUGUCCUGGCCUCCUCAGAAAGGCGUUGACUUUUAUAUCCUCCAGUACAGAGUGCAGUCUUCUGCAGCGGUGCAGAACGUCACGCUAACUGGUGGCCGUCGUUCCUUCAUCAUCACAGGCCUCACUCCUGCCACUAAAUACCUCUUCUCCCUGUAUAGUGUCUCCGGAGGCCGGUACAAAAAGCCGCUGCUCCUUCCAUUAACCACAAAAGCUUCUCCAGGGAGGGACAGACCCAAAAAGCAGAAAGAGAUUAAACUGGGCACUCUGUCGGUUUCUGAAGUCACGGCCAACUCUGCUGCGUUCUCCUGGACUGCGAAGAAGGGAUUCGAUGCCUUUCUAAUACAGUACAGAGUGCACGGCUCCGGGGCUGUGAGGAACUUCACCGUCACCAGUGGCAACCGCUCAGCAACUAUCACAGGCCUGAGGCCUAGCACCAAGUACACUCUCUAUGUCCAUGGGGUUUCCAAUGGAAAACAUACAAAGCCACUGAGCAGAGUUAUUACCACAAAAGCUUCCAAAGAUAAAGAGGCUGUAAAACUGGGUAAUGUGUCCAGCUCUAACAUCACGGCUAACUCCCUCCGACUCUCCUGGACCGUGGACAAGGCCCGCUUUGACUCCUUUUUAAUCCAGUACAGAGUCCAGGGUUCUGAGGAGACCCAGAACAUCACAGUCACGGGUGGACAACGCUCCCACCUCAUCGUAGGCCUCAAGCCUACUACCAGAUACACCGUCUAUCUCUACGGGAUUUCUGAUGGCGUAAGGACAGAGCCCUUAACCACUACUGUGACCACCACAGCUGCUGCAGAGGGAGAAACUACAUCACCAGCUCAACUGGGCAAUGUGUCCAGCUCUAACAUCACGGCUAACUCUCUCCGACUUUCCUGGACCGUGGACAGGGCCCACUUUGACUCCUUUUUAAUCCAGUACAGAGUCCAGGGCUCUGAGGAGACCCAGAACAUCAGAGUCACAGGCGGACAACGAUCCCACCUCAUCGUAGGCCUCAAGCCUACUACCAGAUACACCAUCUAUCUCUAUGGGGUCUUCAAUGGCAAGCGUAGCAAACCCUUGACUGCUGCUGUGACCACCACAGCUCAAGAGAGUCCGAGCAGACUGAGUUUCUCCGACCUCACAGACAGCUCAGUCACUGUCCACUGGGCAGCACCGUCAGCCCCUGUCGAUAACUUCAAGAUCUCCUACGUCCCGAGAAAACGAGGUGAAUCGAGGAGCGUGGUGAUCGAUGGCACAAAGACUCGCGUCACUCUGAGGGACCUGCUCCCAGAUACUCCGUAUGAGGUCACCCUGGUGGCCAUGCGAGGGCCCGCUGAGAGUCCGUCCAUCCUGGACCGCUUCACUACCGCCCCAGAUGCUCCGACUGAUCUGAAAGCUGUUAAUGUGACCGAAGUGAUGGCCCUCUUGGUUUGGAGACCCGCGAUCGCUCCCAUCGACCACUACACUAUCACCUACGGCAGCAAAGCUGGUCCCUCUGUCAGCCAGGACGUCCCCGGUAACUCAGCUGAACUGCAGCUGACUGAUCUCAAUGUGAACACUGAGUACACAGCGGAUAUCUACAGUGUCAGCGGAGACAGGAACAGUUCGAGAAUCUCUACCAGUUUUGUCACUGGUUCCGAUCUGCCGAAGGACCUGACGGUGAGUGACAUCUCAUCGAAUGAAGGCCUGGUCUCCUGGAAGAGCCCAAGAGCCCCGGUGACUGGAUAUCUGCUGCUGUAUGGGGCUGGAGAGGACCUAACUCAGCAAGUCCAACUGGAUGGCACAGAGGUAAAGCACAGACUGCGCCAGCUGCUGCCCAGCACCAGCUACACCAUCAAGCUGCACGCCUUGCGGGACGGUGAGAGGGCGGCCGCUGUGACCACACGCUUCAACACAGCGGUUAUAGAACAGCAACCACACUAUAAAUGUCAUGUUAACAGAGAUAUCUUUAGGAUAUCAGUUAUAAACCAUGCUGAUCCACCAAUUCUUGUUCUUUGCGGGGGAAUGUCCUACUUUGGCGAUCGAGGGAUGUGA